This is a messenger RNA of Sorghum bicolor (sorghum), 2547 nucleotides long. Its product is annotated as metal transporter Nramp1. Gene Ontology annotation, biological process: metal ion transport. The transcript has 13 exons. Gene Ontology annotation, cellular component: membrane. Bases 474 to 2051 code for a protein of 525 amino acids. NCBI's taxonomy places the organism in Eukaryota, Viridiplantae, Streptophyta, Magnoliopsida, Poales, Poaceae. Gene Ontology annotation, molecular function: manganese ion transmembrane transporter activity; cadmium ion transmembrane transporter activity. The record is from RefSeq and is a predicted model, not a curated record.
UGCCGGGUGCCGCCGCAUCCAUCGGCGGAGCGCAAACGGCGACGAUCCGCGUGCGUGCGUGUGCCCUGACGAGCCGAGCACCGAGCUCGCACGAGGGGGGACCUGUCCCCGACUGCGUGUACUCCCCGCCGCGACCAUGCCUGUCCACGUCACCAUCUGCAGCGCGUGCAGCGCGCGCUCCCGCCUCGGGGGUCACACGACGGCGCGCGCGCGCUGCAGCUCCAUGCACUCCCUCGCCGCCACCGUCGGGCGCGGCCGCGGCAACUUUGGCUAUUUAGUUGGAGAAAUUCUGCAGGGGUGGAGAUGGAUGACCACGACAUCGAUCUCUCAGCGUCGGAGUCAGCGACAGACACACGAUCACCCCCGGCCCUGCCGGACACGCUCCGAUCGUCGUCGUCGUACGAGAGGCUAGCUGCUCCAUUGCCGUGUUCUUCUUCGUUCCCUGCCCCGGCCUGCCGUGAGGUGAUCAAUCGAUGGACGCCGGCGCGCACGUGCCUGCGGGAGUGGUGGUCGACAUCGAGGCGCUCGCCGGACCGGCCGUAGGGAGCGAGGUCCCCGCUGCGCCGCCUAAGGGCCCAGCAUGGAAAAGGUUCUUGUACCACGUUGGGCCAGGCUUUAUGGUCUGUUUGGCCUACCUUGAUCCAGGAAACUUGGGAACAGAUUUGCAAGCUGGUGCAGAUCACAGAUAUGAGCUCCUCUGGGUGACCUUGAUUGGCCUCAUCUUUGCACUAAUUAUUCAGUCACUAUCUGCUAAUCUCGGAGUAGUGACAGGGCGGCAUCUUGCCGAACUAUGCAAGACGGAAUAUCCAGCAUGGGUGAGAAUCUGCCUAUGGCUGCUGGCAGAGUUAGCUGUGAUUGCUGCAGAUAUCCCAGAAGUUAUAGGGACAGCUUUUGCUUUCAACCUCUUGUUCCACAUACCUUUGUGGGUGGGGGUUCUCAUCACUGGCUCAAGCACACUUCUCCUCCUUGGAAUGCAAAAAUAUGGGGUUAGGAAGCUGGAACUUUUGGUUGGACUAUUGGUGUUCGUUAUGGCAGCAUGCUUCUUCAUAGAGAUGAGCAUAGUGAAGCCUCCUGCAAAAGAGGUCAUUUACGGGCUAUUCGUCCCCAGCCUGAGUGGGUCGGGCGCUACUGGAGACACUAUAGCCCUUCUUGGAGCUCUUGUCAUGCCGCACAAUCUAUUCUUGCACUCUGCCCUGGUACUGUCAAGGAACACUCCCUCGUCAGUAAGAGGAAUCAAGGAUGCUUGCAGGUUCUUCCUUCUUGAAAGUGGUGUAGCAAUGUUCGUGGCACUUCUGAUCAACAUAUGUAUCAUCUCUGUCUCUGGAACUGUCUGUAACUCGAGCAACCUCUCAUCAGUUGACUCUGCAAAAUGCAGUGAUAUCACCUUGGACUCCUCGUCCUUCCUCCUCAGGAAUGUGCUAGGCAACAACAGCGCAGUUGUGUAUGGUGUGGCACUCUUGGCUUGUGGGAUAAGCUCUUCCAUCACUGGUACUUACGCUGGGCAAUACAUCAUGCAGGGUUUCUUGGACAUCAAGAUGAAACAGUGGCUGAGGAACCUGAUGACCCGCAGCAUUGCCAUUGUACCAAGCUUAAUCGUUGCCAUCAUCGGUGGGUCCAGUGGUGCUGGCCGUCUCAUCAUCAUUGCAUCGAUGAUACUGUCUUUUGAGCUACCAUUUGCUCUCAUCCCACUUCUCAAGUUCAGCAGUAGUAGCAACACGAUGGGCCAACAUAAGAACUCCAUAUAUAUUAUUGGAUUCUCGUGGAUUCUCGGUUCUGUUAUCAUUGGGAUAAACAUCUACUUCCUCUGCUCAAAAUUUGUUGGCUGGAUCCUCCACAACUCACUGCCAAUUUAUGCUAACAUUCUCAUUGGCAUCAUCGUGUUCCCUCUUAUGCUGCUCUACAUCUGUGCUGUGAUCUACCUCACGCUAAGGAAGGAGACCAUCAAGUUCGUGCCUUGCGGUGAGCUGCAGGCCAUUGAGACCGACAAAUCAAAGGUUGCCGAUGAUAGCAAUAACGAGGAAAAGGAGUAUGUAUCCUACAAUGGCAUCUAGCUUGACACUGUUCAAGGUGGAGGUGGACUCUAUCACAGGAGCAAGUUGGUGCUUACCUAGUACUUUUUUUUUUUCUCGAAUACGCAGGAGAACUGUGUAUCAUUGUAUUAAUAGUAGAGAAGAUGCUUACCUAGUACUGAUUGGACUGUGUGAUGCAAUCUGUUUUCACGCUUUUUUGUCUGUAGUUUAGGCAUAAUAGUUUGUUGAGCAAGUUGGUGCUUACCUAGUAGUGGUUGGUCUCUAGAUUGUGCUAGGAGUAGUUUCCUCAGUGGUUUAGAUCAGUGUUCUGCAACCGAGUUGUUUCUGUGGUUGCCUCCUAGAUAAGAAGUUGUGUUUAGUUUUAGUGGGUAGGUCUUAGUACUGGACUUGUUUGGUGGUUGUAUAUACUAGUCAUGUGGUUUUCUUGGCCUGGUUCCAUUCCAAAAAACAGAGCAGGAACUUGUGCCUUUUUUCUUUAUCCUUCUAAUAAAACUUGCGACAAAGCUUUUGUUGUUCA